AUGUGCUCUCCAGGUUUCUCUUGUGACUCGGCACUGCAGGUUACUUAUAUUGUUAGGGGUAGUGGCCGUGUUCAGGUUGUUGGUGUCGACGGAAAACGUGUCUUGGAAACAACUAUUAAGGGUGGUAAUUUGUUCAUUGUGCCAAGGUUUUUCGUUGUUUCUAAGAUUGCUGACCCUGAUGGCCUGGAGUGGUUCUCUAUCAUCACUACUCCCAAUCCUAUAUUCACUCAUCUAGCUGGAAGGACUUCAGCGUGGAAGGCAUUAUCUCCCCAGGUGCUGCAAGCGUCCUUCAAUGUGGCUUCUGACGUAGAGCAGCAAUUCAGCUCGAAGAGGAUGUCAGAUGCCAUUUUCUUCCCUCCUCCUAAUUAA
Molecule: messenger RNA, 369 nt
Organism: Ilex paraguariensis (yerba mate)
Lineage: Eukaryota; Viridiplantae; Streptophyta; Magnoliopsida; Aquifoliales; Aquifoliaceae
Source: the annotation of a GenBank genome assembly